AUGCCCAGAAUCCCCAAGAGUAGCAACACAUCACACGACAAUUUGAAAAAAAAAAUUAAUGGAGUAGACCCAAACGUAAGCAGGAAGAGACCCUACUCAAACGAAAACGAAGGCAAUGGAAACCACGCGCCGAAGAAAAUUCAUGACGAAAGUGAUCAACACGUGCACGCGGAGAGAGACCGUUACGUGUACAACACAGCUGACACACCCUCGAGGAAAUAUUCUGUUCAAAAAAAUAAAACCAACGAUAGUGAAAACUGGAAGACGAAAAUGUCAAAGCUGAAGGAAAAGCUUUUUUGGAAAAAUAUGAACAAGUGA
Messenger RNA from Plasmodium fragile, 318 nucleotides. RefSeq lists its product as uncharacterized. NCBI's taxonomy places the organism in Eukaryota, Apicomplexa, Aconoidasida, Haemosporida, Plasmodiidae. The coding region runs from base 1 to 318 and encodes 105 amino acids. The record is from RefSeq and is a predicted model, not a curated record. The transcript has a single exon.